AUGAGGAGACUUGGGACUUGCCUGGCGACUUUGGCCGGACUUUUGCUAACUGCGGCAGGGGAGACAUUUUCAGGGGGUUGCCUCUUUGACGAGCCGUAUAGCGCAUGCGGAUAUAGUCAGGCCGAAGAUGAUGACUUCAACUGGGAGCAGGUGAACACCUUGACCAAACCAGCUUCGGAUCCGUGGAUGCCAUCAGGGUCUUUCAUGUUGGUGAACACGUCUGGGAGACCUGAGGGGCAGCGGGCUCACCUUCUCUUACCUCAGCUUAAAGAAAAUGACACCCACUGCAUUGAUUUUCACUAUUUUGUAUCCAGCAAGAGUAAUGCUGCUCCUGGGUUACUCAAUGUCUACGUGAAGGUCAACAACGGGCCUUUGGGCAAUCCUAUCUGGAAUAUAUCUGGAGACCCUACCCGCACAUGGAACAGGGCAGAACUGGCCAUUAGUACUUUCUGGCCUAAUUUUUAUCAGGUGAUUUUUGAAGUGAUAACUUCUGGACAUCAAGGCUACCUCGCUAUUGAUGAAGUGAAGGUGUUAGGACAUCCAUGUACCAGAACUCCCCACUUCCUGCGGAUUCAGAACGUGGAGGUCAAUGCCGGCCAGUUUGCCACCUUCCAGUGCAGUGCCAUCGGCAGGACCGUGGCGGGCGACAGGCUGUGGUUGCAGGGCAUUGAUGUACGGGAUGCUCCUCUCAAGGAAAUAAAGGUGACCAGUUCCCGGCGGUUCAUCGCUUCAUUUAAUGUCGUGAAUACGACCAAACGAGACGCUGGAAAGUACCGCUGCAUGAUUCGCACCGAAGGAGGUGUUGGAAUCUCAAACUAUGCAGAAUUGGUAGUUAAAGAACCACCUGUUCCCAUCGCUCCCCCCCAGCUUGCCUCUGUGGGGGCAACCUACCUGUGGAUCCAACUCAAUGCCAACUCCAUCAACGGGGACGGACCCAUUGUUGCCCGAGAGGUGGAAUACUGCACAGCAAGUGGGAGCUGGAACGACCGACAGCCGGUGGAUUCCACCAGUUACAAAAUCGGGCACCUGGACCCGGACACGGAGUAUGAGAUCAGCGUGCUGCUCACCAGACCGGGGGAGGGUGGCACUGGCUCUCCCGGGCCCGCUCUCCGGACAAGGACAAAGUGUGCCGAUCCCAUGCGUGGCCCAAGAAAACUGGAAGUGGUCGAAGUGAAAUCUCGACAAAUCACCAUCCGCUGGGAGCCAUUCGGAUAUAAUGUGACUCGGUGCCACAGCUAUAACCUCACGGUCCACUACUGUUACCAGGCAGGAGGGCAGGAGCAAGUGCGGGAAGAAGUGAGCUGGGACAUGGAUAAUUCACACCCUCAACACACGAUCACCAACCUCUCACCAUAUACCAACGUCAGUGUGAAACUCAUCCUCAUGAAUCCUGAGGGACGGAAGGAAAGUCAAGAACUCAUAGUACAGACAGAUGAAGACUUGCCAGGCGCUGUUCCUACUGAAUCCAUCCAAGGAAGUACUUUUGAAGAGAAGAUAUUUCUUCAGUGGCGGGAACCAAUCCAAACAUAUGGUGUCAUCACAUUAUAUGAGAUCACCUACAAAGCAGUCAGUUCCUUUGACCCAGAAAUAGACUUAUCCAAUCAAAGUGGAAGAGUUUCAAAACUGGGAAAUGAAACGCAUUUUCUAUUCUUUGGACUGUAUCCGGGGACCACGUACUCCUUUACUAUCCGAGCUAGCACAGCUAAGGGAUUUGGACCUCCAGCCACAAAUCAGUUUACCACCAAAAUAUCAGCGCCCUCUAUGCCAGCUUAUGAACUGGAGGCCCCUUUGAAUCAAACGGACAAUACGGUGACAGUCAUGCUGAAACCCGCACACAGCCGGGGCGCACCUGUCAGUGUCUAUCAAGUAGUUGUUGAGGAAGAACGACCUCGAAGAACUAAAAAGACAACCGAAAUCUUAAAGUGUUACCCCGUGCCAAUUCACUUCCAGAAUGCAUCAAUAUUGAACUCGCAGUAUUACUUUGCUGCAGAAUUCCCAGCAAACAGUCUCCAAGCUGCUCAACCUUUUACUAUUGGUGAUAAUAAGACAUACAACGGAUACUGGAACACUCCCCUUCUCCCCCAUAAAAGCUACAGAAUUUAUUUCCAAGCUGCUAGUAGAGCCAAUGGGGAAACCAAAAUAGACUGUGUCCGAGUGGCCACAAAAGCCGCGAUAAUCGUGACUCAGCUUACAACACCUUACAUUCGCAUCGCCCCUGCUGCAGGCGACGACCAGCUGACAGGAGCUGCCACCCCGAAGCCAGUUCCAGAACCCGAGAAGGAAACAGACCAUACAGUCAAAAUUGCUGGAGUCAUUGCUGGCAUCUUGCUGUUCGUUAUUAUAUUCCUUGGAGUUGUGUUGGUAAUGAAGAAAAGUUUACAGAAGAAAAGCGUCAGAGGAUGGAAACUAGCCAAGAAGCGGAAGGAGACGAUGAGCAGCACCCGGCAGGAGAUGACCGUGAUGGUGAACUCAAUGGACAAGAGCUAUGCUGAGCAAGGCACCAACUGUGACGAGGCCUUCUCAUUCAUGGACACGCACAACCUGAACGGGAGAUCUGUGUCUUCACCAUCAUCCUUUACAAUGAAAACGAAUACACUGAGCACAUCGGUGCCCAAUUCCUACUACCCAGACCCAUUUGUGCCAACUGCAAUUUUAGUGCCAAUAAAUGAUGAAAGCCACACCAUGGCCAGCGACACCAGCAGCCUGGUGCAGUCCCACACUUACAAGAAGCGCGAGCCGGCCGACGUGCCCUACCAGACUGGGCAGCUUCACCCCGCCAUCCGCGUGGCAGACCUGCUCCAACACAUCACACAGAUGAAGUGUGCUGAGGGCUACGGCUUCAAGGAGGAGUACGAGAGUUUCUUUGAAGGGCAGUCUGCACCAUGGGACUCCGCGAAGAAAGACGAGAACAGAAUGAAGAACAGAUAUGGGAAUAUCAUUGCAUAUGAUCAUUCACGUGUGAGGCUGCAGACCAUAGAAGGAGAUACCAACUCCGACUACAUCAAUGGAAAUUAUAUUGAUGGUUAUCAUCGACCCAAUCAUUAUAUUGCCACCCAAGGACCAAUGCAAGAGACCAUCUAUGACUUCUGGCGGAUGGUGUGGCACGAAAAUACCGCAAGCAUCAUAAUGGUGACCAACCUCGUGGAAGUGGGAAGGGUCAAAUGCUGCAAAUACUGGCCAGAUGACACAGAGAUAUAUAAAGACAUUAAGGUUACCCUAAUAGAAACAGAACUACUGGCAGAAUAUGUGAUCAGAACAUUUGCUGUUGAAAAGGGAGGGGCCGGAAGUGAAGCAAACUGCAGUCCAUCCACAGAAGUGGCACAGAGAGGUGUUCAUGAAAUCCGAGAGAUCAGACAGUUCCACUUCACUGGCUGGCCAGAUCACGGGGUCCCCUAUCAUGCCACAGGGCUCCUGGGGUUCGUCCGGCAGGUCAAAUCCAAGAGCCCGCCCAACGCAGGCCCUUUGGUGGUGCACUGCAGUGCUGGUGCAGGGAGGACCGGCUGUUUCAUCGUCAUCGAUAUCAUGCUGGACAUGGCAGAAAGGGAAGGCGUGGUAGACAUCUAUAACUGCGUCCGGGAGCUGCGGUCGCGGAGAGUGAACAUGGUACAAACGGAGGAGCAGUAUGUGUUUAUCCAUGAUGCCAUCCUGGAAGCCUGUCUUUGUGGAGACACUUCUGUCCCUGCUUCCCAAGUUAGGUCUCUGUAUUAUGACAUGAACAAACUGGAUCCACAGACUAACUCCAGCCAGAUUAAAGAGGAGUUCCGGACCCUGAACAUGGUGACACCCACGCUGCGGGUGGAAGACUGCAGCAUCGCACUCCUGCCCCGGAAUCAUGAGAAGAACCGCUGCAUGGACAUCCUGCCCCCCGACCGCUGCCUGCCUUUCCUCAUCACCAUCGACGGGGAGAGCAGCAACUACAUCAACGCGGCCCUCAUGGACAGCUAUAAACAGCCUUCGGCUUUUAUAGUCACCCAGCAUCCUUUGCCAAACACGGUGAAAGACUUCUGGAGACUGGUCCUGGAUUAUCACUGCACGUCUGUGGUUAUGUUAAAUGAUGUGGAUCCUGCCCAGGUGAGACUCAUGCCCAGGGUCAAAUCUGUGUUUGUUCUGCUUUCGCAGUGA
Suricata suricatta (meerkat) is the source of this 4122-nucleotide messenger RNA. RefSeq names its product protein tyrosine phosphatase receptor type M (gene PTPRM). Lineage: Eukaryota; Metazoa; Chordata; Mammalia; Carnivora; Herpestidae. Gene Ontology annotation, cellular component: membrane. Gene Ontology annotation, biological process: protein dephosphorylation. The transcript is spliced from 32 exons. The coding region runs from base 1 to 4122 and encodes 1373 amino acids. The record is from RefSeq and is a predicted model, not a curated record. Gene Ontology annotation, molecular function: protein binding; protein tyrosine phosphatase activity.